This is a messenger RNA of Microplitis mediator, 1723 nucleotides long. RefSeq names its product armadillo repeat-containing protein 6 homolog. Gene Ontology annotation, biological process: hematopoietic progenitor cell differentiation. The transcript has 5 exons. The record is from RefSeq and is a predicted model, not a curated record. NCBI's taxonomy places the organism in Eukaryota, Metazoa, Arthropoda, Insecta, Hymenoptera, Braconidae. Gene Ontology annotation, molecular function: protein binding. The coding region runs from base 188 to 1564 and encodes 458 amino acids.
AUAUUUUUUCUGUUUGUUUCAAUGUUGCUUCGAUCGGGUUAUAAAAUUACCCAAGAGUAAAGAAAGUGAACGAGAACGAGAACGAGAGUGAGUAAGUGGGAAUGAUCCUCACAACAGCCAGCAUCAUAAUAAUUCUCACAGAAAUUCAGUCCUUUUAUGGGUAUUCAGGUCGAGGAAGUCCGUAGUCAUGGUGCGAGUGAUCAAACAGGAGACUUACGACGAAGUCGUCAAAGAAAAUAUCCAGGAAUUAUCAAUGUCUCCUGAAGAAGCUAUUGAAGAUGCCAUCAAACAAUUUGAAGCUCAAGGUAUAGAUCUGUCGAAUAUAAUAAAAGACUUAGCGCUCAAUGACAACUCGAAUGUGAUAAAAACUUGCCUAGAAAAGUUAUCAUCUGCCUCAGAAGAAAAAACCUACAAAGACGUCACACGUGUUCUAGAAACUCUCAAGACUGAAUUAGAUAAAGACAUUGCCCGGCGCGUUUUUGCAGGCAAAGAAAACGCUUACUCAAUUUUACUUGCCUUGAUAAAAGACACCAAGGAUGACGUCAGUGUCCUCAAACCAGCUUUGAAAGCCAUGACUUCAUUGAUGACCGGUAACCCGGAUUUGCUGGAUGCCGAUGGAAUAGACCUUCAGAUGCAGAUUUUGGACACUCAGACUGAUGUUUCCUGUGUUCAGAAUCUCUUACGAUGGAUCAAAGAGUGCUGCAUUAAGCACGAAAUGAACAGACAGCGACUUGUCGAGGCUCAAAUAAUCGAUAGACUUAUUCGUCUCUUGAAAAAAGAAGACAAGACGAGCUCUGAGUUGAGGGAUAUAUGUAAUGUCAUUCGUGCGCUGGUUCUCGAUGAUGACCUUAGACUAGAAUUUGGAAAAGCUCAUGAGCAUGCCAGUCUACUAGCUCGAGCAUCCAUCGGUAUCUUGACGAAUUUACUGUCAGAAUUCAAAGACGACGAAGCGGUGGUAGGUGACUUGAUGGCCACGCUGGCAAGUCUAGUCGUGAGAAAUGAAUUUUGUCAGGAGGUUGAGGACGCCGGUGGUCUUACUUUCAUUUUAGACGUUAUGAUAAACCACGCGGACACUGAGAAACUCAAUGGACAGGCGCUUAAAUUGCUGAGCGCACUUGCUGGUAACGACAACGUUAAAAGCCACAUCGUGACCUGCGGCAGUUGUCCGCUUAUCGUGUCCGCGAUCAGCAGGUUCAAGAGUUCAGAGAGUGUCGUUGCUGCAGGUUUCGCAUGCAUAUCAGCCCUGACUCUCCGCAGCUCUUCUAACGCCGGAGUUUUUUAUGACUGCGGUGCACCUGUCGUGAUACUGGACGCGAUGAAACAGUUUCCCAAGAGCCAGAAAACUCUGAGACAGGCUUGUCGAGCUAUCAGGAACAUGGCUGUGAAAAACAGAGCCGAGUCCCGAGAGUUUCUGGCCUACGGUGUCGAGUCUCUCCUCACUGAAGCCAUAAAACUCCACGGGCCCGCGGUUGAGGCAGAAGCCAAAGCUGCGCUCAGAGACUUGGGGCUGAAAGUUGACCUUAAAGAACAGUGGACGGGUAAAGGUAUUUCUAUGAAAAACUAAUAUAUGAUAUGCUCAGAUUUUAUUGUUCAUUUAAAACGCUUUUGUCUUUUACAAUUUAAAAAUAUAAGCUGAUUAAUUUUUUUAAAGCUUUAAAUUUUUAUACUUAGAUAUGAAAAAUAUUUUUAAAAUUAUUAAAGGCUCAAUUGCAAGAUAAAAAAU